AGAUUAUUAUAAUAAUAAAAUGGCCAACACACUUGAACAAUUGAAGAAGCUCACCACUGUUGUAGCUGAUACUGGAAAUUUUGAAGCGAUCGAUCAGUAUAAGCCAACUGAUGCUACAACCAAUCCUUCCUUAAUUCUUGCUGCCAGUCAAAUGAAACAGUAUGAACAUCUAGUGAAAGAAGCGGUUAAAUCAGCUAUAGUAGAAGCAGGUGAUGAAAAUGAGCAAGUUACAUUAGCUAUCGAUAAAUUGUUUGUUAAAUUCGGAAUGGAAAUUUUGAAAGUUGUACCUGGACGUGUAUCUACAGAAGUUGAUGCAAGGUUGUCGUUUGACAAGGAAGGACAAAUUGAGAAGGCCAAGAAAUUGAUUUCUAUGUACGAGAAGGAAGGAAUUGAUAAAUCGCGUGUUUUAAUCAAGUUGAGUUCCACAUGGGAAGGAAUUCAAGCAGCUAAGGUUUUAGAAGCCGAUUUUGGAAUUACAUGUAAUUUGACGUUACUUUUCGCUUUUGCACAGGCUGUAGCUUGUGCUGAAGCUAAUGUAAAUCUCAUCUCUCCAUUCGUUGGUCGUAUAUAUGACUGGUACGUGAAAAGUACUGGACAGAAAACAUUUGCACCGAAAGAAGAUCCAGGUGUGAAAAGCGUCACAGCUAUAUACAACUACUACAAAAAGUUUGGUUACAAAACUAUUGUAAUGGGUGCAUCAUUCAGAAAUGUAGAUCAAAUUAAAGCUUUGGCUGGUUGUGACAACCUCACUAUAUCGCCGAAAUUGUUAGAUGAGUUGACCAAAUCAACUGACCCGUUGCGGAAAGAAUUGUCUGUAGAAGCAGCUCAAGCGCUUGAACUGGAGAAGAUUUCAUUGGACGAGAAGCAAUUUCGAUGGCUGAUGAAUGAAGAUGCCAUGGCAACAGAAAAACUUUCUGAAGGCAUUCGAAAAUUUGCUGAAGAUGCUGUAAAAUUGGAAACUCAUUUACGAGAAUUAAUCAAGGCUGCAAAGUGAAAACUGACCUUAUUUAUAAUCACGUGACAUAGCCACGUGCGUAGGCAUUGAUUUCGUUUUGGAAUAGCUUCUGAUUAUUAAUAUUUGUAAUGACUGCAUAAAUGUAAAGCUUAUUUAUCUUUAUUUUAUAUUUUUUAUUGCAAUAGACUUACAGUUUGUUAAA
Molecule: messenger RNA, 1157 nt
Organism: Hydractinia symbiolongicarpus
Lineage: Eukaryota; Metazoa; Cnidaria; Hydrozoa; Anthoathecata; Hydractiniidae
Product: transaldolase-like
Exons: 10
Coding region: 20-994 (324 amino acids)
Biological process (GO): pentose-phosphate shunt; carbohydrate metabolic process; pentose-phosphate shunt, non-oxidative branch
Cellular component (GO): cytoplasm; intracellular anatomical structure
Molecular function (GO): transaldolase activity
Source: RefSeq, a predicted model, not a curated record